Messenger RNA from Mycena citricolor, 300 nucleotides. Lineage: Eukaryota; Fungi; Basidiomycota; Agaricomycetes; Agaricales; Mycenaceae. The record is from the annotation of a GenBank genome assembly.
AAAAAAAUUGCGGUUUACCCCCGCGAUUUGCACUAUUUCGGCCUGAGAUUUAGUGUUUUCGGCCUGAUUUGCGCUAUUUUUCAGACUGAGGUAUGGCCAUUUUUGGACCUUGAUUUGCACUAUUUCGGACUGAGUCAACAGGUAGUUCCAGGGGGCCUUAUUGGGUCGCUCCGUCACAAACCAAAUGGACCUUUGAGGUGUCAAAGAACAGAUGGCCGGGGACGUCUUUUGAAUGGAGCAAAAAAGGUUGUCUUGCAGCACAGAGCUGAGUAGGUCUGCAUUAAGGGGGAAUCGAACCCC